GACUGUGGUAAUAGUACAAGUGAGACCAUAAUUCCAAAGGCAGUCACGAUGUCAUUUUAUUGCGUCGUUCUGUUUCUCUCAGUUCUUGGGAACUCCCUGCUUAUCUUUAUCAUCAAGAGAAACAAGCGGAUGCAAACAAUAACCAAUUAUCUGAUCGCCAAUAUGGCAGUAUCUGACUUAUUAUUAAUAGUUCUGGCAACACCGCGACAAAUAAUAGAAGAAUCGUUUGGGCCUCGAAGAUGGCUCAUUAGCGGAAGCUUCGGUUCCUUUCUCUGCAAAAGUCUUUCUUUCUUCCAAGAUAUUUCAACAGCGGUGUCAAUUUUGAGUCUCGUCGUCAUAGCAAUCGACAGAUACAGAGGAAUUGUGUUUCCAUUGCGAAAACCAUUCAUAAAGCCGGCUAAACUCUACAAAGUAGUCAUACCGUUGAUAUGGCUCUUCUCGAUGAGUCUUCACGCACCUUACUUCUACAUUUAUGGCACAACCACGACUGAUGACAAAACAUAUUGCAAUCAGUUGAGCUGGGGUCCUAAAUUAGAUUUUAAGAAAAGUCAAAAAAUAUUUUUUAUGAUAGUAUUCAUUUGCGUUAUAGCUAUUCCUGAAUGUAUCGUCAUAUCACUGUACUCUGCUAUCAUAUUCAGUCUUAAAAGAAACGCAAUUGCAACAUAUCAGGGUUCUUCAAAUAGCAUGGCAGCUCGAAGGCUACAGGAGGACAUAAAAGUUGUGAGGAACAUUAUUGCUAUACUUAUUGCCUUUUGUGUAUCUACUAACCCGUUUAUCGUAGCGGCUUUCAUGUUUCAUUUCGUCUGGGAUUUCAAAAUACCUUGUAAUAUGAAGGUUUUCGUCUUUGUAGCCCAUUUAAUAUUUUAUUUGCAUGCAUUAGUAAAUCCUUUCAUUUAUUAUAUUUUCAACGACAAAUAUCGACAGAGUUUUCUGAAAAUCUUCCGCCAAGUCUCUCUCUCCUUCAGUUGCAAAAAGAACAGAAAAAAGAAGAAAAACUCACGGAAUUUGAUCGAAACUUCAAUGUGACCAACGACAGAUAACUGCAGACUCCUAGAAAUAAUUCAUUUUAUCCUUUCGUAAGUGGAUUCACACCGAAGACCGGUAAAUGUUGUCAAAUAACGCACUGAAUUUUUCAAGAGCUGGGGUACAAAGGUACUCAUUUCUUAUUUCGACAUCACCUUGACAAGUUCAGCAGUAAACAAUUUUCACAAAAAAUAAGAAAACUUUCGUUCGAAUUCACGGUUUCAGUGAAUGAUAUUCAUAGGGCUGAUACAUAAAUAUGCAAAUAACGACUCUUUUAAUAACUGAUGGUAUCGAUCACUAGUUUAUAAGUGUUAGAGAAGUUGGUUGUUUCGAAACUUUCUGUUCACUUUUGUUUUCUGACAGAAAAGGAUGUCUGUUAUACUUGUGUUAAAAGAAUCAAAUGAUAUAAAUACAAUUCCCUCUAAGAGUUAAACGUCACGGAAAAUGGAGAUUUGGAGUUACUCAUUAUCUAUUCAAGGAUAAUCUUAAAGGGAAGUCGCAUACUGCAUAUAACCGGGAGAAAAUAUGAUGUACAUCAUGUGCUUCAUUUUCAUUGCUUUUGUUUGUGUUCUAAUCAGUUUAUUUUUCUCACGCUCGUGACAGGAUGAAAAACAUCUUUCUGAACUUGUAAUUAGAUGCAUAAGGAGCGUAUUGGUAAUUACAAACAAUGUUGAUUAUGAAUCGAAACUUUCAGUUUUGAGGACCGUUCUAGAGCGAAACCGGAAAAGAUGAUCUUUGUUUCAACCCGUAAUCUAAUUUUGCUAGCAGGCAAGGGGUGAUUUGGAGGAAAAACUUACUCCGCGAUCGAGAACGAAGAUAGAAUUUCUUUCGAAGUGACACAAAGAUUCUGUAGGAAAAACACGGUUUUUCUUUGAUUUUCAGAUUGAAAUUUGCCUAAACAAUGAUCAGAAACUGAAAGAAGAAACGAUGAAGCACCAUUUUCUCUGCUUAAUUAAAAGUUGCUCUAAAUGGUACACUAAAGAAAAAGAGAACAGCUUUCUUGUUUAAGUUGACGGUGUUCUAGACACCAGUUGAGAAAAGCAACAUGUGUUAAAAGCAACUGUAGGUCAGGGUCACCGGUUCAUGUUUGUGUGGAAAGUUACAAUCAAUUUGGAAAGUUCGGUUCCCUCAAAGCUUUCUGGUAGGAAAUGAUUGCUGCUGUAUUUUAACACAAAUUAAAAAAAAUAAUAAUAAAAAUAAAUAAUUUUAAUUUUAUGCCUUUCAUAAUUAUGGGUGAUAUAAAGGAAAUACUUGUGCGGUAGACAAGUGAUAUGGCUGACGGAAUAACUGUUGUCAGUUAAAAGUAUUUUCAAGAUAAAAUAUAAUAUGUUUGGAUGUUCUGGGCAGAUUUUAACCCAAAAACGUUUUUUUAAAACAUUUCCCCAUUACUUGCUUAACUCCUAGACCAAACAUGAUCAACAAAUCAAUCAAUAUAUGGUCUCCUUGUCUGACAUGAGAGUUCUAAAGGUGGGUUUUCACAAGGAUGAUGUGUAAAAUUGCACGUAAUGACCUUUUAAGAAAUGCGAAGGAAGACAAAUGUUACGUCAUAACUUUUGAUCUUGUCAAGUCUUUCAGGAAGAAAACAUCAACACCAAGAGUGAAGGUCAUUUUGCAGUCUUAUAACGCUACGCAAACCGGGAAUCUACGGAUUAACACUCUUUUAUUUUUCAUUGAACUAGUUUUGGUUAUUACAGGCUUUUAUGGGGGAGAGCUGAGCAGACCACGCUGUGCGUGAGAUUUUGCGCUGAUCUCACGUAAUUGCAUGUUUGACUACGACGACGAUCCUUAGAGAGUGUGGGUGAUGGAAAUAAUUCCUUGUCCUUUCACGUUCCGCCUUAUUAAGUCGUUUUUUCCAACAACUCUGGAGCUUUAACUUUAGCCCAGCUUUUGACUAGUUUGAGGAAAGAUAAAACUGGAGACAUUUUCCAGAAUCGAAUGUCCUCGGCAUAACAGCUUAACCAAAACUCCUCUUUACGAGAACUUCUAAAUCAGACAUAAUUGGAAAAAAAACCAUGUCUCCAACCUUGACAUAAUAGUUACAGAGAAAAUUGUCUCAAAAACCCAUAUUAAAAAUUAUUUAAACUUGUCCAUCUGUGUGGAGAUAGCUUAUGGCAAGCACGCACACGGUCAAGGUCAGAAGCUUCAAAGGUGAACAAAACAUGAUUGAAAAAAACAAUCAAUCCUGAAUCAGCCGCGGCGGACACGAUCACUAGAAUUUCGCUUCUCGACAUUCUACAAGAGCUAUCGAUUAGGUCGGAAGUUUCGGUUCUACCAUUGCUUCAAGAAAUCCAGAAAAUGUUCAGUUAUGCUAAUAUGUGUAACUCAUUUACAUUUUAUCUGCAUUCGUUGGUAACCCUCGUAACUAGAUGGAAACACCAAUGUGACAAAAGAAAAAUUCGCGCAAAACCCUUUUGGAAAUUAAUAAUCAUUUGUUAAUCUAUCCAUUUCUAAUUUUACAAAUGCAUUAACAUCGGCAGCAGAGUGAUUGUUGACGAAUUUCAGACUGAAUUUCAUUUGGCCUAUGUUCCAGAGGAUCCAAAUAUAACUUCGAGGUGACUUUCGAAAGUUCGGUAAUCCCACCUUAACAAAUACUCUUAAACGAUAAGAUAAUUUUCUUCGGAGUUGACGGUCUAAAUGAAAGAACUUAAAAAGGCCGAUGCGUCACUUGCAAAUUAUGAAACUUUUUUUAAAAAACUGAUGAUGUAGGCCACCUGUUAGUGUUUUUAAGGGGAAGUGAUGACGUCGGAAAUUAAAGUUGUUUCCAUGCUUUCCAUCCCGGAAGACUCACGGGGAUAAAAUUGGACAUGAAGAAGAAAGAACUACUAUUAAAGCUUCGCAUCCCUUCCGAUAUUUGAGGGUAAUUUUACGGAAAUAGGCAUAGAGCAUACCAAAGAGAGUGUCAGUACCUUGAUCAUGAUAAAUUCCAUUCUUCAUUCUCAUGGACAGAGUCUAUUCCAUUGGCUAAUCCAGACUCCAUAGUAAAACUUUUGAUAUCUAAUUUUUACUAGUUUCAGAGAUAGUUUUAAUUCCCUAUUUGUCUAGUAUUUCCCCCAAAACAAUUAUUUUUGUGUUUCGUUUGAAUAUUUUUUACCAAAUAUAUACUGUGACCUAAGCUUAGAAAAUUAAGAAAGAAGAAAGUAAUCGUUUUGGGUUGCCUCUCGUUCUCGUAAUGUAUAGUAAAGUAAAACUGUUAAGAAGGAGUAGAUUUUUUUUCCAGCUCAAAGGCUGUAAUUCGAUGCAGUCAUCUAAACACUCAUUACAUUACUAUGGAAAUUGCAGCUCUAAAUUACAGAAGACUCCUAAAAUUGGAAAGCGAAUAUAAGUUUCCUUGUCUUUCCUGUAUUGAAAACUUUGUUUAUCAACUGAGUUGCCAAUGUCAUAUAGCCACGGAAAAGAGAUUCUGAAGUUGACAUUUCAAGGAUUAGCCCUUCGUCAAGGGCAAAACUACUCUGGAAAACAAACAAAUACUCAAUAUGCAACUAAUCUCUGGGAAAAUAAAAAUUCCAGCAGACUUAAAAUACCUAAAUGCCUUCAGUUUCUCAAAAACAGUAAUAUUCAGAUUUAUUGUCAGAACAGCAAUCCGAACAUUCGUCUUGGUAUCUACCUGUCCCCCCUUAUCGUUAUUAUAAUCAUCAUUAUAAUUUUGUUUAAGCAUAGUUCUGCUCUCCCUGUUUGUCUCAUUUAAGCAACUUAAAUGAGACUCAGAAACUUGCUGACUCGGAAACUUGAUAGUUCUUUUACCCAAUGGCUCUUCUUUUAUUUCUAUUUCUUGGUGUGUAUUUUCUAUCUUCUAUGAUAAAAAUCUGUAAAUGCACAAAAGUGAAUAAAGUAUUAUUGUUAUUAUAUGGAUAUGGAACUCAGACUUCAAAUUAUCUAAAUGUAAAGGUAACUCCGUAAUUUGUUUUAAUGAAUUUUCUUGACAAGAUAUCACAGGAGAGCGCCAUCAUUAUCAUGAAAAGCCGCCAGUACAAUUAAUCGGUGAUUUCGAUUCGACCACAUCGCAAUUAUCAAGGAUCUACGAUACGAGGCAGGUGCUUAGUGGACUUGCCCCAAAAAAUGAAAUAACUAUCUUUGACAUUUUCUGAAAAACAUACGUCGAUCGUAGAGAUAGCAACAUUAUCAGUAUUCCGAACACAGCUAUAACGAAAAAAAAAUAAAAAAGAAAGAAAGAAAGGAACAAAACUAAAAGAUGGGUAAAAGAUAUAUAUACAGAAUAUGAUUUUUAUUUGUUACACUUUUAUCAGGCCCCAGGUGUUUUCCUCAGCAUUUCAUUAGCCUCCAGAACCGGAGGAAAAAACAUUUCAACAAAAUAAAAAAGGAAACAAUGGAAAAGAAAGGCUUUACACAAUGAAACAGCUUUAGCAAUUGUGAUGGCCCAUAACUUAAACUCACUUUUCAUCUGCAGCACACGGCCACCAACAUAACGAUAAAGAUCUCGUCAUGUUGCCUUUGUAAUGUUUUCUCAAACCCACAAAUCCUAAAUCAACUCCAACUGUUUUUCUUCCGGCCCCCUUAUCACCAUUGAUCUUUUUAAUAUUUUUUCCAGCUUGAAAACGAUAAGUUUAAGAUCUCAUGGUAACAUCUGAAUGUUAAUGCAAACCUUUUCUUUGUCUACCACAGAUCAUUUCGGUCUAUGUAUAUUAUUGUUCCUUAUUUUCCUACCGCUGAAUUUUCGCAAUCUUCGAGGUUGUCAAAAAUCGUGAAAUAAGAGACCCACGUAAAAAGGUUUUCGCAAAAAUCAACCACGCAAAAUUGAAUACACUUGACUAGGAGUAAGGGAAAGCGCUAUGUUGCCAAACGUUGGGAGAAAGCUAACUACUGGGGUAUUAACGAUAUGUCUGCUCUUCCAUUCGAGGAUCCCUUUGAAGAAAUUGACAAUAACCUUUAUCAGCUGUAAGUGCAAACAGACGGUGUCAUGUUCUCUUGUUCAGUGUCAUUGAAAACUGUUGUUUGGGAAAAUCAAUUCAGUGCUGGUAACUGUUUGAUAAUGCAGAUCAGUAUUUUAAAUUUCUUUGCGAAAUUUAGUUCCUUUCAAAGUAAAUAUUUUUGCAAAAUGAGUUGCGAAAUUAAAGUCCUGCGAAAUAUGCCCGUUCCAUUUUCGCAAAUUAAGUUCACGCGAAAAUAAGUGACUAAAAGAUAGUUUCGUCUCCCGGCGAGAGAAAAGAAGGAGUACCAAUAUAAUAAACAUGAACAUCUUUUUUUGGAUCUAUUAAUCUUGGCGAUGGAAGUCUUUCUAGCGCUAUACUAAUUUUUCCUUAAAAUCCGGCUUUUAAGGUUAUUUCGUAUUUUUUUUUUCCAAUUUUUGUAAUUCUUAUUUUUUCUUCCGUUUCACGUUGUGCCGUCAGUUCUACCAUCAUAAAAUUAAAAUCUUCUUCACAGAAAGUUGAUUUUGUGGUUAUAACAGCACAGCAUUUACUAGUUGUGAAAACGACAAUUAAACUUCUUGCUUGGUUUCUCCUUCCAUUUCAACCGAGUCAGUUUUUUUGUAGUCUCUAAAGCAUAAAACAUUAUUCGUUUCCUGAAGUUCCGUUUCACACCAAAUUGAAAACCCAGGUGUUAUAUUUUUCAUACAAGUUUUUAUUCAUAUCUACUGCUCAGAUCAUACAUCUCAGCUCUUUGUAAAUAACUGGAUCAGAAAAAUGGUUAUAUAAAAAAUUUCGUCUUAUCAUACAAAAGUUUGUUAUGCAAUAGCAUACACACACAUCACAAUUUCGUUUUCCGUUUAAAAUCAAAGUAAACGAAAACUGCGUCCUCGUUUUGAAACGAAUCUAGUGUUGAACUGACUUCAAGCUAGGUUUUAUCCCACAUGAUGACUCGUUUAAGCAUGAUUUUGGCCAGUUGUGGGAAGAAACUUCUGCAUGCUGAUAUGCAAAUUCAAUGAAAAAUCGUCAGUUGCACUCGGAAACAACUAUGAUCUGCAUCCUUGGAAAAUUUUUACUAAGAUUACAUUCGCUAUUAGUUCAAGGCGACAGCUCGAUUUGGUGACACCUUGGCGUCCAAAUACACGCUGUGGCCAACUUCAAUUCAUGUUCUCCGAUCACAUCUUUCUUCACGUGGAACUCAUUAGCAUUCAUCACCACACCCAGGAACAAAAGAGAUUACAAUUCAAAUAAAACACAAAAACAGCAAAAAAACCAUCCACGUCAAUACCUAAAAUGGCCUUUGAAAAGGAGGAAAAGAAGCUUCUAAGGAAGAGCACAGGUAAAUCUUACCCCUGUAUAUCACCUCUAUUUCUCCGCGGUUUCAGAAAAAAACCAUGAAACGAGUCUUCUAUCGUUCAGUUAAAUUUGGACCACAGGAUCAUAGCAUUAAUGAAAAAAAAACCACUCUGUAGGAAAUUAACUGGGCUUUCAUUUAAAGACACUGGGCGAAAUUAACGCUCACAAUUCUCUCUAAGAGUUAAACGUCACGGAAAAUGGAGAUUUGGAGUUACGCAUUUUCUAUUUAAGGAUAAUCUUAAAGGGAAGUCGCAUACUGCAUACACGCGGGAAAAAAGAUGAAAUAGAUCAUGUGUUUCAUUUUCAUUCCUUUUGUUUUGUGUUCUUUUGUUUGGAAGAAGAAACACGUAUUUGCUUAAUUAACCGAUACCCUUAACCCUUUACAUCCUAACCUAAGUAUGCAUAUUCUCCACACUGUUAUUUAUAAAUUUCCUAAGGUGCUGACAAGGAGAAUUUGUUUGCCAAUCAAAAGGUUUCUUCCCUGGUCACUCUUAGGGUUUAAAGAGUUAAAAUUGGCGACUUCCUUGUCUAUAUUACCGGUUUAUUUUAUCACGCUCGUGACAGGACGAAAAACAUCUUCCUGAACUUGUUAUUUGAUGUGUAAACGGAGCUAUUAGUAUUUACAAACAAUGUUUAUUAUGAGUCGAAACUUUCAGUUUUGAGGACCGUUCUAGAGCGAAACCAGAAAGGAAGAUCUUCGUUUCAACCUUCAAUCCAAUUUUGAUAGCAGGAAAGGAGUGAUUUGGGGGAAAUAAACUUACACCGCGAUCGAGAACGAAGAUGGAAUUUCUGUCGAAGUGACACAAAGAUUCUGUAGGAAAAACACGCUGUUUUCUUUGGUUUUCAGCAUGAAAGUUGCCCAAACAAUGAUCAGAAAAGAGGAAACGGUGAAGCACAAUUUUUCUGUUUAAUUAAAAGAUUGCUCUGAAUGGUACACUAAAGAAAAACAAAACAGCUUUCUUGUCCACGUUGACGGUGUUCUAGACACCAGUUGAGAAAAGCAAUAUGUAAAACUGUGUAAAAUAUGACCGUGUUAAAAGCAGCUGUAAGUGAAGGUCACCGGUUCAUGUUUGUGUGGAAAGUUACAAUCAAUUUGGAAAGUUCGGUCCCUCAAAGCUUUCUGAUAGGAAAUGAUUACUUCUGUAUUUUAACACAAAUUGAAUAUAUAUCAAAAAUAAAGAUUUUUAAUUUUAAACCUUUUAUAAUUAUAGGUGCUGUAAAGGAAAUACUUAUGCAGCAUACUAGUGAUAAGGCUGAAGGAAUAACUGUUAUCUGUUUAAACUAUGUUCAAGAUAAAACAUAGUAUUUUUGGACGUUCUGGGCAGAUUUUAACCCGAAAACGUUUUUUUAAAACAUUUCCUCAUUAAUUGCUUAAGCCCUAGACCAAACAUGAUCAACAAUUCAAUCAAUAUAAGGUCUCCUUGUCUGACAUGAAAGUUCGGAAGGCGGAUUUUCAAAAGGAUGACAUGUAAAAUAGCUCGUGAUGACCGUUUAAGAAAUGAGAGAAAUAUAUAUCACUUGUCAGUGUUUAUAAAGGAAGACAAAUGUUAUGUCAUAACUUUUGAUCCUGUCAAGUCUUUCAGGCAGAAAACAUCAACACCAAAAGUGAAGGUCAUUUUAUAGUCUUGCAACGCUACGCAAACCGGGAAUCUACGGAUUAACACUCUUUCAUUUUUCAUUGAACUAGUUUUGGUUAUUACAGGCUUUUAUGGGGGAGAGAUGAGCAGACCACGCUUUGCGCGAGGUUUUUGCGCUGUCCUCAGGUAAUUGCAUGUUUGACUACGUAGACGAUCCUGAGAGGGUGUGGGUGAUGGAAAUAAUUCCUUGCCCUUCCACGUUCCGCCUUACUAAGUCGUUCCUUCGAAGUACUUCUGGAGCUUUAACUUUAGCCCAGCUUUUGACUGGUUAGAGGAAAGAUAAAACUGGAUACCUUUUCCAGAAUCGAAUGUCCUCUCAUGACAGCUUAACCAAAACUCCUCUUUACGAGAACUUCUAAAUCAGACAUAAUUGAAAAAAAAAACCAUGUCUCCAAACUUGACAUAAUAGUUACAGAGAAAAUUGUCUCAAAAACUCAUAGUACAACUUAUUUAAACUUGUCCACCUUUGUGGAGAUAGCCUAUGGCAAGCAAGUACACGAUCAAGGUCAGAAGCUUCAAAGGUAAACAAAACAAUCAAAAAAAAAAUCAAUCAUGAAUAGGCCUCGGCGGAUAGAAUUACUAGAAUUUCGCUUGUCAACAGUCUGCAAGAUUCGGAAGUUUCGGUUCCAUCAUCGCUUCAAGAAAUACAGAAAACAUUCAGUUAUGCUAAUGUUUGUGGUCCAUUUACAUCUUAUUUGAAUCCGUUGGUAACCCUCGUAACUAGAUGGAAACACCAAUAUGACAAAAGAAAAAUAAGUGAAAACGCCCACAUGAAUAAUUAAUCGUUUACCUAUUUAUUUCUAAUUUUACCACUGCAUUAACGUCGGCGGCGGAGUGAUUGUUGACGAAUUUUAGACUGUAUUUCAUUUAGCCUAUGUUGCAGAGGAUCUACAUAUAACUUCGCGGUGACUUUCGAAAGCUCGAUAAUCCAACCUCAACAAAUACUCUUAAACGAUAAAAUAAUUUUUUCGUUGGAGAUGACGGUCUAAAUGACAGAACUUAAAAAGGGCGAUAUGUAAAUUGUAAAUAAUGAACUUUCCUUAGUAACCGAUGGUGUGGGCCACCUGUUAAUGUUUUUAAAGGAAAGCGACGGCGUCGGAAAUUAAAGUUGUUUCCAUGCUUUCCAUCUCGGAAGACUCACGGGGAAAAAUCGAGCAAGAAGGAGAAAGAACUUUUACUAACGCUUGACAUCCCUUUAAAUACUUGUGGGCGAUUUCACGGAAAUAGGCAUAGAGCAUACCAAAGAGGUAACCGGUCAAGUCGCCCGAAACUCAUCUCGCUCGAAGUCAUGUCGCCCAGAACCAGAGUCAUGUUGCCCGAAAUUCAUAGUCAUGUCGCCCGAGAUCUGAGUCAUGUUGCCCGAAAUUUUAUCGAGUGUUUAAUCUUGAAGAAAAGUAACGAUGGCAAGGAAUGAACUCGUAAAAUACUGACUCGUAAAAUGUUUUCGUCCGCUAACCUAUGCAAAUAUGAAGUAAAACAAAGACUCAAAUAUCACUGUUCAUUUCAGCGUUGUUCGUUGCUACGAACUAAACUGCUCAUUCUACAGUACAGAUUCUAGUAAUUAUAAGCGGAACUUUCAGUUAUCAGAAUUUUUCACACAUAUCAGAAAAAUACAUCGUUCUCUUAGUUUUAUUUAUCGUAUAAAAAACAACUUGAAACUUUUACAGCGUUUUUUUUUUUUUUUUCUGGUUAUUGUUAGCCACGCGAACAAAGCGAGUUAGCAUCAAUCCCCUUGGGAUCAGACGCAGCUUAAAUUAUCGCGACUUGUUCAAAUGCUCCUUGUUUCCUCGGUCGGUCGAAUGUAAAUUUUGUUCCGGCUAAUUAUACAUAAAGAGGGUAAAUUAAUAACAGCCACCUUAUUCCGAGAUAAUCAUCAAGCUGAAACACGAGAUCGUUAUACGUUCGCAAAAAAAUUAUACAGUGAGCUUUCAUCCCUGUAACGAGUGCGGAAAUGAAGUUCGACCACGCCAUCAAGCCCUUCAGUGCGACAAUUGCGGCUUUUGGCAGCAUCGUAUCUGCGGGACUGGUAUCGACCAAGCCAUCUACCGUUUGGCAAUAAUCAGAGGAAGAACAGAUUGGUUGUGCGUUGCAUGUUCUCUUGCGGCAUCGAACCCAGGUGACCAGGUCCCCGCUGCUGAGAGCACAAGAACCGACUUCGCCCAAGGUACGGAAAUUUUAAGUCCACUGUUUGUCCCUGAAAUAAAUUUAUUCUUAACCAAGAACUUGACCUUUCUAGCCUAAGUCUUAUCUUGAACGUUUUUUCCCAUAAACGAGUUUACGAUAAAAAUGCGGUUUUAUUUUUGCUGUGCAGAUCUUUCUCCAGUGUAUCUGCCUUUCUACCUACUGAUUCAGCUGCUCCACCGAGAGUCCUCUGUGUGCACCGUCCAAGUUCGACUUGUCAACGCCAGAAAACUGCAAAGGAUCCAGCGUAAAAAAUAUCGCGCACUUCAAGCAAGAGUCUUUGGCUACUAGGAGGAUAACACUGCGAGUAAAAUUUCAAGUAGGCGACUCCUUAAAGCAUGCUCUCACUUAGCACAUGGACCAGUUCGUGCAGAUCAGUUUUCUUAAGUUUUUGCUCGCGUUUAGGAAAGUAAUGAUAUUAUUAUUAUUAUUACUAUUAUUAUUAUUACUAUUAUUAUCAUUAUUUUUUUAAACAACAAUAAAACUUUAUUCAUAGAUUAAAAAAAAAUAGACUAUUUACAGAUUCAAGAAUAUGAAUAUUAAAAUAUAUACCCUAUUGUACAUUCUUCUUGUGUACGAAAGAGAAUUGUCGUAAAAUGACUAUUUAAAGACUACUAAUAACAAUUACAAAAAGCAUCAAAAAGUUAAUAAAGAAAUAAAAAUUAUCUAAAAAUAAUAGUUCAAACUGAUAAAGAGUUACUACUUAAAUUCUGGCUUACGCACUUUCCGAUGUAAUGUCAAUGUCAGUUAUUAUUAUUAUUAUUAUUAUUAUUAUUAUUAUUAUUAUUAUAGUUUAAAAGGAAUAGUUUAUUUUCUCACGAUAAAAAAAAAAUCAGAUAUGUAAUAAGUAUUUUUUUAUAACGAACUUACCUUAAGUUAGCAUUUGAAUUUGUUUUCAAAGGCCGGGUGUCACUUGGACAACCCACACGUCCUCGCGUGUAAUUAGGUUUAGUUGCUAGCAAUAAAUAUGUUUGUAUUAAUGCGUGUCUGAAUUUACCGCAAGGUCACAAUCUUGCUUGGCAACCAUGUGAUGAUUCUUGCUGUAUUCAAGAUGGCGGCGUUUUCCAAUGUUCCAAUCGUGGUGAUGUGAACCUUCGUUCGAAACAGAAUGCUUCCACAUAAAACAACAACAGAUAACUGAUAUUAUUUUUUUUUCGUGUUCUAUUUUAGGAUUACUAUCUCUGAUAUCAAACGACAGCGAAAUGAACGACCAGUUUCACGAGUCAACAUUAUGCGAGUUUCUUCCUUUCGAUUUACUUAAGACGUUACUUUUCUUCAAGUUUAAACACUCGAUAAAAUUUCGGGCUACAUGACUUAGGAUUUCGGGCGACAUGACUAUGAAUUACGGGCAACAUGACUCUGGUUUCGGGCGACAUGACUUCGGGCGGGAUGACUUUCGAGCGACUUGACCGUAAACCUACCAAAGAGAGUGUGAGUACCUUGAUCACGAUAAGCUCCGUUCUUCAUUCUCAUAGAAGGAGCAUAUUCCAAUAGCCAAUCCAGACUCCAUGGUAAAACUUUUGAUAUCAGAUGGCCACUAAAAAGAGAUUCCGAAGUUGAAAUUUCGAGCGUAAGCCCUUCGUCAAGGGCACAAUUACUCUGGAAAACAAGCAGUUGCCCCAAUAUGCAACUCAUCUCUGGGAAAAUAAAAAUUCCAGUAAACUUAGAAAACUUGAAUGCCUUCAGUUUCUCAAAAAGAGUAAUAUUCAGAUUUAUUGUCAGAACCAUAGAACAGAACAGAACAUUCGUCUUGGUAUCUACCUGUCCUCCCCGCUAUCGUUAUAAUGAUUAUGAUUACAAUUUUGUUUAGGCAUAGUUCUACUCUCCUUGUUUGUCUUAUUUAAGCAACUUAACUGGACUAGAGGCUGACUCGGAAACUUAAUAGUUCUUUUACCCCAAAGCUCUUCUUUUAUUUCUCGGUGUGUAUUUUCUAUCCUCUAUGAUAAAAAUCUGUAAAUGCACAAAAGUGAAUAAAAUAUUAUUGUUAUUAAAUGGAUAUGGAACUCAGUCUUCAAAUUACCAAAAUGCAAAGGUAACUCCAUAAUUUGUUUUAAUGAAUUUCUUGACAAGAUAUCACAGGAGAGCGCCAUCAUUACCAUGAAAAGCCGCCAGUACAAUUAAUCGGUGAUUUCGAUUCGACCACAUCGCAAUAAUCAAGGAUCUACAAUACGAGGCAGGUGUUUUGUAGUGGUCUUGCCCAAAAAAAUAAUUUAGAUAUCUUUGUCAAUUUCUGAAACGUUUCAUUAAGUGACCAGUAAAACAUAUCUCGAUCGUAGAGAUAGCAACAUCAUCAGUAUUCCGAGUGCAGCUAAAACGAAAAACGAAAAAAAGGGUAAAAAAUAUAUAUAUAUAUAUAUAUAUAUAUAUAUUAUGAUUGUUAAUUGUUACACUUUUAUCAGGCCCUCAGGUGUUUUCCUCGGCAUUUCAUUAGCCUAUAGAACCGGGGGAAAUAAGAACAUUUCAACAAAAUAAAAAAGGAAACAAUUGAAAAGAAAGGCUUUACACAAUGAAACAGCUUUAGCAAUUGUGAUGGCCCAUAACUUAAACUCACUACACAUCUGCAGCACACGACCACCAACAUAACGAUAAAGAUCUUGUCAUGCUGCCUUUGUAAUGUUUUCUCAAACCCACUAAUCCUAAAUCAACUCCAACUGUUUUUCCUCCCGUUAUCAUCAUUGAUCUUUUUAAUAUUUUUUUCCAGCUUGAAAACGACAAAUUUAAGAUCUCUUGGUAACAUUUGCAUGGUAAUGCAAACCUUUACUUCGUCUAUCACAGAUCAUUUCGGUCUCUGUACAUUAUUUUUACUUAUUUUCGUAUCAUUGAAUUUUAAAAUUUUUUUGCGAAAUCUAGCUCCUUUCAAAGUAAAUAAUUUUGCCAAAUGAGUUUCGAAACUAGUCCUGCGAAAUACGCCCGUUCCAUUUUCGCAAAUUAAGUUCGCGCGAAAAUAAGUGACUAAAAGGUAGUUUCGUCGUCCAGUGAGAAGAAGGAAGAAGAAGGACCAAUAUCAUAAACAUGUACAUCUUUUUUUGGAUCUAUUAAUCUUGGCAAUGGAAGUCUUUCCCGCGCUGUGCUAAUUUUUCCUUAAAAUCCGGCUUUCAAAGUUAUUUUAUAUUUUUUUUCUAAUUUUUUUUAAUUCUUACUUUUUUCCGUUUCUUCGCUGUGCCGUCAGUUCUACCAUCAUAGAAUUAAAAUUGUCCUUGCAGAAAGUUGAUUUUGUGGUUAAAAAAGCACAGCAUUUACCAGUUGUGAAAACGAUAAUUAAACUUCUUGCUUGGUUUCUCCUUUUAUUUCAAUCGAGUCGGUUUUAUUGUAUUCUCUAAUACAUAAAACAUCUUAGUUUCCUGAAGUCCCGUUUCACACAAUAUUGAAAACCCGGGUGUUAUAUUUUUCAUACAAACUUUUAUUCAUAACAACUUCUCUGACUAUACACCUCAGCUCUCUGUAAAUAAUUGGAUCAGAAAAAUGGUUAUAUAACAAUUUCGUCUUAUCAUACAAACGCUUGUUGUGCAAUAGCGUACACACACAAGUCACAAUUUCGUUUUCCGUUUAAAAUCAAAGUAAACGAAAACUGCGUCCUCGUUUUGAAACGAAUCUAAUGUGAACUAACAUUAAGCCAGGUUAAACCCCAGAUGAUGACUCGUUUAAGCAUGAUUUUGGAAUUGUGGAAAGAAACUUCUGCAUGCUGAUAUGCAAAUUUAUUUUAAAAAUCGUCAGUCGCACUCGGGCACAUCCAUAAUCUGCAUCCUAGGAAAGUUCUUAUUAAAAUUACAUUCGCGAUUAGUUCAAGGCGACAGCCAGAUUUGAUGAGAUCUUGGCGUCCAAAUACACACUGUGGCCAACUUCUAUCCAUGUUCUCCGACCAUAUCUUUCUUUACGUGGAACUCGUUAACAUAGAUCACCACAACCAGAAACAAAGAGAUUACAAUUCAAAUAAAAAUAAAAACAACAAAAAACCAUCCACUUCAACAUCUAAAAUGGCCUUUGAAAGGCGGAACGGAAGCUUCUAAGGAAAAGCACAGGUCAAUCUUACCACUGUAUAUCACCUCUUUUCCUCUGCGGUUUAAGAGAAAAAAACGCGUCCUCUAUCGUUCAGUUCAAUUUGGACUACAAAAACACAGCAUCAAUUAAAAAAAAACACUUUGCAGGAAAUUAACUGGGCUCUCAGUUAAAUACAAUGGGCGAAAUUAACACUCACGAGAAAUUGCAUUAAAUAAGGAAUGAUUUUUUAAUAACGCAACCACCGUAAAAAUAAUACAAACAAAAAAAGAAGAAAAUAAUCUUAAAGAAGACAAGAAAAAAGAAGCUUGAUCGGAAAACUGGGACAAUAUUAGUCCAGCACUGCAUGCAACGUCAAAAGUAAAUAAAUCUUCCUCAAAAUUAUCGUUCUAUUGCGCCAAACCUUCUGAUUAAAUAUUUAUCAAACUACCCAAAUAUUUAUCACAGCGUCCAUCAUAGCAUUACUGUCGGAUGAAAGAUUAGACAGAGGCAAGACUGCGAAAAAAAAAAGAGUAAACGAAGUGGAAAUUAACGAACAAAGAAGCAAUUUGGUCCCACUAACAAAAGUUAAAGCGACCACGGAACUUGAAAAAAUUUGACCUCAUUUCAUGAAGUGUUAAUUUCCUCAAAUAAGAAAGCCCUUACCACUCCGUUUAAUAUGCGCCUCGCUGAUUAUUCAAGGAUAAACAUAAGCGAUGUGUGUGAAGGUAAAUGACGGUCUAAAGUACACCCUGCAAGCUAUCACGAGAAAUGAACCUAACGAACUAGAAAAUCUGAAACGAGCGUAUCAGACCCUGGUUUUUCCUUAUACGAGCAACACGACAGGGUAGUCCUGACAACCCAUUUUGUUUUCAACAUUGCAAAGACUCAAUAUCAUCGUAAAUAAUGGCCUCAAUUUAGAGAAAAUGAGCCUUUUCAACUCCUUGUCCACCUUCAGACAAUACAAGCUCGAAUACAAUGUAAUCUUGAUUGACGCUUUCAAUAACAGCACUACGGUUUAAUUCUAUAAUUUGACGAAAAUUUCAUGAAAAGAAAAAAGAGCUUAAAGCCCCCCUUGUACUUUCCCAUUGUAAUCGAUCUCUUUGAAGUAAAAUCAGAAGAAAAGUUCCGAACGGAUGAGGUUCAGCAAGCAAUACCAUACAAUUUACGUAUUUGUGUAUUCGCAUAGGCGUCAUUGCGGUCCAGCGAUACCAGAGAGUGAAAAACGGCUACACUGGAUCAUGACGAAAUCGGUAGAAAAGUAGCUCGACAAGACACACAAAAGACGAUGCUUCAAAGUCUGAAUUCUCCAAAUUGUGCUCACUCAACGACGAAAGCAUAGUAACAAUCUGGCACCUCAGUCUUAAUGAGUCACUUUUGAAAAUUAUGCAUCCCAAUAUUUCAAUAGUAUCAUAAUCAAAUGAGUUUAUCGUUUGUGAAUAACAUUAUACUCCCCGAAAUGGCCGAACAUCUAUAAGUCUAUGUUUAUUCCACAUGCGUAAAUUACACGAGAUGAUACCAACAGAAACAGAAGUACAAAUCUAACACUGAACUCAGGAUUUAUUCUUCGAGCAUGAUAAACAACGCGUGCGCUUAAACGAUCCGUUCGGAAUAAUAUUACAAGGAAUGGAUUAUCAUUUCCUGUAUAAUAUGGGUAGUUUUCUUUGUAGGCAGCACAGUCCAGCGUUGCAUUGAAGAUGCAGGUUGAGGAUUACCGUAUUAAUACUCUCCCUGUUCGAUUGCCAGUUGAAUAGAUGAGAUUUGGUUUUUUAUUGAAAGAAAAACAACUCCAGUUUAAGGGAUUUAGUUACUGGUGGCAGAACAACCUGCGUCCUAAAGUUUAACACUGUAUGUCGAAAGCCUGAAAACGUGUCGAACGAAGAACUCCUUGCAUGGUCACAAAUUACAUUUUGCAAAGCCAAAGGAGCAACGCGACAUCAUUCAUAAUUCAACUGAAUUUCCAAAUGGAAGUGACUACAGAGUCACCGGCAGUGAAAAGUAAUUCAUUUUGGAGCAUAAAUGACUCCAUUACCACGGAUACAUCAGAUGGCUUCAGCUGUCAGUCGAAUCAAAGCGAUGGCUCCAUAACAAAAGGAUUGAAAAUAUUCUCCUACUGUGUCAUCCUGCUUCUCUCAGUCUUUGGGAACUCUCUACUGAUCGCCAUUAUCAAGAGAAACAAGCGGAUGCAAACCAUUACCAAUUAUCUCAUCGCUAACAUGGCGGUCUCAGAUAUAUUAAUAACAGUUUCAGCCGUCCCUCGACAAAUCACAGAAAUAUUACUUGGUCCUGAGAUUUGGUUGAUUAAGGGAGAUUUUGGCUCUUUUCUCUGUAAAAGUGUGUCUUUCUUUCAAGAUAUUUCAACGGCAGUGUCAAUUUUAAGUCUCGUCGUCAUAGCCAUCGACAGAUACAGAGGAAUUGUGUUCCCUUGGCGAAGACCACUCAUAAAGCCGGCUAAACUCUGCAAAGUUAUCAUACCGUUAAUAUGGCUUGUUUCCAUGAGUCUACACGCCGUUUAUUUCUAUACUUUUCGCGUGAUAACAAUCAAUGAAAAAUCGUACUGCAGGUUGAGCUGGGCUCCCAAGUUUGAUCAGAAGAACUCUCAGGAAAUUUAUUAUGUCAUAUUACUGGUGUUCCUAACCGCUAUUCCAACAUGCGUACUUACGUCGCUCUACUCCGUUAUAAUCCUGAAUCUCAAAAGGGGAGGAAUUAAAAGAUGCAAAAGUCUUUCUAAUUGCAUAACGUCCCAGAGGCUUAAAGAGGACACAAAGGUGGUGAGGAACAUCCUUGCAAUUCUGUUUGCUUUUAUGGUUUGCAUUAUCCCAAUUAACGUUUUUGCUAUCCUAAUGUACUUCGUUUGGGACUGGAAAUUGCCCUGUGGUAUGGAAGGUUUUGUUUUUGCCGUAUAUUUCAUCCUAUAUCUAAAUGCUUCGGUGAAUCCGUGUAUUUAUUUCACUUUCAAUGAAAAAUAUCGUCAAGGUUUGUUAAACAUCCUAAAGGCCUUC
Pocillopora meandrina is the source of this 18036-nucleotide messenger RNA. The record is from the annotation of a GenBank genome assembly. Lineage: Eukaryota; Metazoa; Cnidaria; Anthozoa; Scleractinia; Pocilloporidae.